Molecule: messenger RNA, 1254 nt
Organism: Ananas comosus (pineapple)
Lineage: Eukaryota; Viridiplantae; Streptophyta; Magnoliopsida; Poales; Bromeliaceae
Product: UMP-CMP kinase 4-like
Exons: 10
Coding region: 201-848 (215 amino acids)
Biological process (GO): CDP biosynthetic process; 'de novo' pyrimidine nucleobase biosynthetic process; UDP biosynthetic process
Cellular component (GO): nucleus; cytoplasm
Molecular function (GO): UMP kinase activity; ATP binding
Source: RefSeq, a predicted model, not a curated record
CCCCCUCUCGCACCACUUGGAUCUCGAUUCCCCUCCUCCUUUUCCCUCUCCCUCUCCUUCUUUCUCUCUCCUCUCUCUCUCUCUCCUCUCCCUCUCAACGCUCCAUUUAUACCCUCCGAGCGAACCCGAUACACUCGCUUCGCCCAUCUCUUCAUUCCUAGUUCCUCUCAGGUUAAAGAAUUUCUAAAGACUUUUGAGCAAUGGGACAUGUUGAAGCUGCUCCUGUUGUGACGAAUGAGGAAAAGGAUGUUAGUGAAAGCCUCUUGGGCGACAAGAAAGUGACUGUUGUAUUUGUUUUAGGUGGCCCUGGUAGUGGAAAGGGUACGCAGUGUGCCAAUAUUGUUCAGAACUUUGGAUUUACUCAUCUCAGCGCUGGCGAUCUUCUGCGUGCAGAAAUUAAGUCUGGUUCUGAGAACGGAACCAUGAUCCAGAACAUGAUAAAGGAGGGAAAAAUUGUUCCUUCUGAGGUAACAAUAAAGCUGUUACAACGGGCUAUGCUAGAAAGUGGAAAUGACAAAUUUCUCAUUGAUGGAUUUCCUAGAAAUGAGGAGAAUCGUGCUGCUUUUGAGAAUGUUACAAAAAUAACGCCCGAGUUCGUUUUAUUCUUUGACUGUUCUGAGGAAGAGAUGGAGAAACGGCUUUUGAAUCGUAAUCAGGGAAGAGAUGAUGAUAACAUUGAGACCAUCAGGAAGAGGUUCAAAGUUUUUGUGGAAUCUAGUUUACCUGUAGUGGAGUAUUACGAAUCAAAGGGCAAGGUUAAGAAGAUUGAUGCCGCAAAGCCUAUCCCUGAGGUUUUUGAGGAUGUGAAAGCCAUUUUCUCCUCAUAUGGUGCAAAGCAGGCUAUGUAGAGUCACAAGAACGAUAGACAAUACCACAAAAUAAAGUUUAUCAAAUUGCAAUGCGCCGAUGCGUGUAAAACUCACCAUGAUUUCUGAAAAUAUCUGCAGGUGUUUCUUCAGAAUGUGAACCGCGUGUGUCUAGAAUGGAGUUUGAUAUACCAAAAUAGAAGAGGGAGUCUUUAGUUCGUUGUAGCUGUUUUUUAUAGUUCAUACCAUCAGAUAAUUUAUUUUCCGGGGGUUAUGGUAAUAAUUUACUUGUAUACAUCUUAUGCUAGUUCUUUAGAGAUCUGGUGCAGCGUUGCUCAGCUCCGUCAGAUCCAUAUUUUUAAUAUGUGUUCUUAUCAUCUUAUUGAGUUGUACUCCGAUCCGUUUCAUCAAUAAAUGAUCGCCAGCCUCGUGUGGUUAUUAUGAAUCA